AUGAACGGCAGCGGCGGCGGGAGCGGCUGCGUUGGGUCGGGCGAGCGCAUCAGCUGCAUGAGCAGCGUCCAGUGGGCAGGCCCGUUGGCUGGCCCGGCCCGGGGCCCCCUCCAGCCCCUCUGGCUGCUGCUGAAAUCCCGGGAGGCCCUGCUCCAGUCGCCCCUGUUCCCCGGGACGUUCUCCUUCGUGACUUACAUGGGCUUCUGCCUGCCCUUCGUCCUCCUGGACUUUCUCAGCUGGAAGGUGCCAGCCCUGCGGAGGUACCAGCUCAACCCCCAGGCCUCGCCCUCUCCGCGUCAGAUGCUGCUUUGCUUGGCUCAGUCCGUCUACCACCACCUGGUCUUCAUCUUCCCUCUGACGGUGGCCCACUGGGCCUGGAGGCCGGUGGACUUCCCGGAGGCGGCCCCCGCGCUCCUCGAGGUCCUCAGCCAGGUGAUCGCCUGCUUGCUGCUCUUCGACUUCCAGUACUUCCUCUGGCACUGGCUGCACCACAAGGUGCCUUGGCUCUACCAAACCUUCCACAAAGUCCACCACAAGCACACCUCCGCUUUUGCUCUGGCCACCCAGUAUUCCAGCAUCUGGGAGCUCCUGUCCCUGGGAUUCUUCGCCACCGUGAACCCUAUGCUCCUCCGGUGCCACCCUCUCACCGAAAUGACCUUCUUCCUCGUCAACAUCUGGCUCUCCGUGGAGGACCACUCGGGCUACGACUUCCCCUGGUCCACUCACCGGCUGGUGCCCUUCGGCCUGUACGGGGGAGCGCCCCACCAUGACAUUCACCACCUGAAGUUUAAGUCCAACUAUGCCCCGUACUUCACUCACUGGGACUGGCUAUUCGGGACCCUGGCCUCUCGCCAUCCCAAGUAAGAACUUCUCUCCUCGACAAGUGCUUCUCUACUGAAAGGGGACCCUCCGGCAUUUCACACGGGGAUGG
Tachyglossus aculeatus (Australian echidna) is the source of this 931-nucleotide messenger RNA. RefSeq names its product cholesterol 25-hydroxylase (gene CH25H). The record is from RefSeq and is a predicted model, not a curated record. The transcript has a single exon. Gene Ontology annotation, molecular function: C-4 methylsterol oxidase activity; iron ion binding; steroid hydroxylase activity. The coding region runs from base 1 to 864 and encodes 287 amino acids. Gene Ontology annotation, biological process: sterol biosynthetic process; cholesterol metabolic process. Lineage: Eukaryota; Metazoa; Chordata; Mammalia; Monotremata; Tachyglossidae.